AUGAGAAAAUUUGUUUUUUUACGGAUUAAUGAUUAUGAAAAAGUGUCUGACUUUUUAGGACAUCAAAGACUUUAUAUAGAAGUUAACGAUGAUGGAGUUAAUGAUCAAAAAAUUGAGAAAAUAAAAAAUUUCUAUAAAAACAGAGAAUAUAUAAAGAUUGAACAAUUUUAUUCGGAUCAACUCCACGAAUUGGAUUCUGAUGAAAAUAUAGAUAAUGAAGAAGAAGAAUUUAUAUUUAUUAAAGAAGAUCCUAAAGAUAAUGAAGGUAUUGCUGAAAAAAUUAUAUUUGAAAAAUUUAAAAAACCUGUUGGCAAAAAGUUUUUGAAGGAAAAGAUUGAAAAAUAUGACAGGAAUAAAAUUAAUAUUCCAGGGACAAAAAUUAUAGCAAAGGAACUCAUUGAAAAUGCAAAAGUUUAUGCAAAUAUUCUUGAAAUUGGUUUAGUCCAAUAUAUCACCUACUCACAUCGCUCAAGAAAAAAAGUUUACACACACCCACUUCAAGAUCUCCCACGUGAAAAUAAAGAAGCCAAAGAAGUUAAAAUAAAUAUUAAAAAAGAAGAUAUAAAAAAAACAAAGGUGAAAUGGAUUGUAAUCCCUGAGCUUAUGGAGUCUUACAUCAAUAGAAAAGAGCAUAUAUAUAAACAAAAAUUAGAAGAAGAAAUUAAUCAUUGUGAACAAAUAGAAACCGAACUGAAUACUAUAGAGCAUAUUGAUAAUUAG
Racocetra fulgida is the source of this 720-nucleotide messenger RNA. The record is from the annotation of a GenBank genome assembly. NCBI's taxonomy places the organism in Eukaryota, Fungi, Glomeromycota, Glomeromycetes, Diversisporales, Gigasporaceae.